This is a messenger RNA of Acanthochromis polyacanthus (spiny chromis), 3026 nucleotides long. Its product is annotated as ADP-ribosylation factor 6. The record is from RefSeq and is a predicted model, not a curated record. Gene Ontology annotation, molecular function: GTP binding; GTPase activity. The coding region runs from base 1812 to 2435 and encodes 207 amino acids. Gene Ontology annotation, biological process: vesicle-mediated transport; intracellular protein transport. Gene Ontology annotation, cellular component: cytoplasm. Lineage: Eukaryota; Metazoa; Chordata; Actinopteri; Pomacentridae. The transcript has 2 exons.
UUGUAUAUAUUCCAGGGAGAGAACCUCCCAUAUAAGUUUUAAUGAUAUCUUAAAAAUAAAAUGCUUUUGUUGUCUAUAUUCUGCACAGAUGUUAGUCAAAGCUAAACCAUGAAUAUCAAUAUUGCCAUCAAAUAUCAUGGGAAACUGUUAUUUUUCCAGUAAAUACUGUGUCGGUGUUUAUUUUAAGUUUAAAGAGAGAAAAUACAGUGAGAGAGUUUCAUUUCAAGUCAGAUAAUGAUCUCUAACUUUGAAAAGGUUAGAUUUUAGUCAGUUUGUGCCACCUGCUGGGUGAUUAGAAGUUGAGAUUUCCUGUCGACCAUCUUCUGCUCGAUCAUCUCUGAUCUGCUUGCGGUCGGAAACUAUGGACACUUAAAAUGGUAUCUGUGAAUUUUGCGACAUUUGAAGCACUUCAUGAGAUAUAAUUUUUGUUUUCUGGCUGAUCCACUUUAAGCACAUUUUGUGGCAUAUUGAAAUUUGAGGCUGUUUGGACAAUGAUGUCCCAGGAAGCAUUAAAAUAAAAGCCUGAAUUUGCUUUCACUGCUGUUUCUUAUCAAGCCAUCAAUCUUUUUUUUUCAUUUGUAUGACCAAGUAUUUAAUAUUUACAACUAUUCUAUAUGCUUUGUUUUGUAUCAUUAGUGGACUUCUGCGUUCUCUUUUUUUUUUGUUAAAGUGUGCUCAAAGAUGUCUGUGAAGGUUCUCAGUCAUCCAGUCAUCAAAGAUGGGAUUUCUCAUCUCAGUUGUUUGUGUAUUUAUUUGAUGCAUUUGUCCAGUAUUGUAGAUUCUGCAUCACUGGUACCAUGAGAAAUAUCUGCAAACAUUUCAAGAUUUUAUUUUCGAUAGUUUCUGAGAUAUUGUCAUCCAGACAUAGCCUUGAAUUCCAAUGUGUGAAAACAAAGCUUACUGAAAGUGGUAGACGGACACUUUUAAAAUAAAUUCUAUCUUGGGAAGUGCCUGAUAUAUCAAACUGACAUUUCACAAAUGUUGUGAUAAAUAUCCAUAUUUUGUGCCGUAAAAUUUUCAGGCAAAUCAGAGACGGCUGAGUGGCUGCUGUUCUGGAGAUGGUUUUAUAUUUGAAUGUGAGGGCUGGACAAUAGCAUGAAUCAGUGAUCCACUCAGUGUUUAAUCACUAAAUCAAUUAUCGUGACUCCCAACAACCACUGACUAAUACCCAAAAAUCCAGUCAAGAAGCUCACAUUUGAGGUUACAGAAUCAGAAAUCAGCCAGUAUAAAUAUGAUGAAUGAUGCUGUUAAAGUUAAUCAUUUAGAUCAUAUUAUUCAGCCCUGGUAUAGUCAAUCAUAAUAAGACAAAAUAUGUUUAUGUACAUGUAAGAGGAAUAGCAAAUUCCCUAAAGCAGUUUUUUUUUUUUUUUUUGCUGAGAUGUUUCUGGAAGCUCCAUUUUCAGCCAACAUUUUGUCUGGAGCCGGCAAACAUUCGCUGUGAUGUCAUUGCUCUGAGACAUCCAGCCAGGAAGAAACACAAUCUCCCCUUUGUGCCAAACACGGACUUCCUGGCCGCUGGUGUGUAUGACGAUCCGGGGCAGGUGUGAUGUGACUCCUCUGAGCGUGCAGCGGUAACCAGAGAAGUGCAUUUUGCCCCACUUAGUUGCACCGUCACUCUGGAUAUAAAUAGGUUUACUGAAAGCCACGCAGGGACCGAAGGAAUCCUGUCACAACAGAGGGGAGGGAUCACUUGGUGUUCAUAAAAGACCAGACACACUAAGCUCACAGAGAGACGGCAUAGAGAGAGAACACUAAAACAGUUACACAGGAGGAAGCUAAACUCAUCUGAUAUAUACAGAAGCAGCUACAACAUGGGUUUGCACGGAUCCAAGCCUCGAAAACAAGCACAGGUCCUGAUGCUUGGACUGGACGGAUCAGGAAAGACCACCCUGCUCUAUAAACUUAAGUAUAAUGAGAGCGUGGUGACGGUUCCAACUGUGGGAUUCAAUGUGGAGACGCUGGAGACGGACAGGAGCAGCCCGGGCCUGACGGUGUGGGACGUGGGGGGCCAGAGGAAGAUGAGGCCCCACUGGAGGCAUCACUACACCGAUACCGCUGCACUGGUGUUUGUGGUGGACAGCUGGGACCAGAAGAGGCUGGAUGAGGCCUGCAAGGAGCUCCAUCGGGCCCUGAGGUACGAGAGUCUAAGAGGAGUUCCCCUCGUGAUCCUUGCUAACAAACAGGACUUACCCGGAGCUCUGAACCCAGAAGCUCUUUGCCUGAAACUGGACCUGAGAAGAGUUUGUGACGGCCGAGACUGGUUCAUCCAACCCUGCUCAGCCACCACCGGGAUGGGACUGGAAGAAGGGUUCAGGAGGGUCGUUUAUCUCAUGAAGACGCCGCUAAAACAGACUCAGGAGGACAUUAAAGUAAAGAUGAGGUCUAAAGGCUUCAGUGUCACAGCCAUGAAAAAGGUUUUGCUCUGUGGAAGUUGAUGGAUAAACAUUGUUGUUUUUAAUUUUAUCCAUAGCAUGUGCAGGAUUCCUCCUCCUUCCUGUUCAGCUCACCAGUAAGUGGCCUGACUGAGGAGUAUAUAAGGUUGAAGAAUGAUCCUGAGACAGAGAUCAGGGUUCAUUUCUGUGGUAUUUUAAAGGAGUCAUGAGGAAGAUUUUGGACGGUGAUGAUAAACUACAGGGAAUGUGUAAGGAAAGCAGUCUGACACUAUAUAAAGUGUACACAGAAAACUGAUUCCAAAUGGUGCUUCUGCAAGUUUACAGGGAUCCAAGAUAUCUUAAUUUCUACUUGUGCGGAUUUCUUUAUUUCUUUAUUUAUUUUUUUAUCAAUAUAUAGCUGUGUUUAUAUAUUUGGAAUGGCGCUGUCAGUGUCAUCAGACAAUACAUUGAAUUGAUUCUUUUCAACAACACAAACAUGACAAAGACGUCUGUACUGUGUAAGUAUGAUACCAAUGUAACGUAUUCAAAUCUGUCAACUUGUGUUAUGUUUUCUGGAUCUGUAUGCUGAUAUGACGCUGUUCCACUGUUGUUUUAUUUAUUUCUUGAAUUGAAAUAAAAACAUCUGCUAUUUAA